CCCUUUGCCCUGACCGUUUGGAGCUGCUUGGACUGAGUAAUACAUGAAUUGUUAGCUAGCGACCUGUAGCAAUAGCCUUACCAAAUAUUGACUAUUCAUUAUCGGAAAUAAGGUUUACUCCUGUCUGUGGUAUGAAAAGGUAGCUUUGGCCAUCUCGCCUGAAGUUGUGAUCAAAUCAGAAAGCUGAAGCAUGGAUUCGCCUCAGGACGACUAUUCUCCACUCAAACGCUUUGUAGUGGCCAAGAAAAAGAUAAGUGACGUGUUUGAUCAACUGCUGGAGUAUGUGAAGGAAGGUUCUGUGUUUGUAGAAGAAACUUGUCGGAAUGAUGCCUUAGAGAACAUUGCAAGUCGGGAGCAACAGGAGCAGAUUCGGGCGUAUGCUGGCAAACUGCAAACUAUAAAAGAUGUGCUGGCACGCAGACACAUGAAGGUGGCCUUCUUUGGCAGGACGAGUAAUGGGAAGAGUACAGUGGUGAAUGCCAUGCUGAGGGACCGGGUGCUGCCCAGUGGCAUGGGUCACACCACCAACUGCUUCCUGAGUGUGGAGGGCACGGACUCGAACAAUGCCUACCUCAAGACGGAGGGCUCAGAGGAGGAGAAGAGCAUCAAGACUGUGAACCAGCUGGGUCAUGCGCUGCACAUGGACCAGAGUCUGGAUGCAGGCUGCCUGGUCCGAGUCUUCUGGCCCAAGACCAAGUGUGCCCUGCUCCGAGACGACCUGGUCCUUGUAGACAGCCCUGGGACAGAUGUCACCACGCAGCUGGACAGCUGGAUCGACAAGUUCUGCCUGGACGCUGACGUCUUUGUGCUGGUGGCCAACUCUGAAUCAACCCUCAUGAACACGGAGAAGCAUUUCUUCCACAAGGUGAACGAGAAGCUCUCCAAACCCAACAUCUUCAUUCUCAACAACCGCUGGGACGCCUCAGCCAAUGAGCCGGAGUACAUGGAGGAUGUUCGAAAGCAGCACACGGACCGCUGCGUCAACUUCCUGGUGGAGGAGCUGAAGGUGCUGGACCGGGAGCAGGCGCCCAACCACAUCUUCUUUGUGUCAGCCAAGGAGGUGCUUAACUCCCGCAUGCAGCGCGCCCAGGGUAUGCCAGAGUCUGGUGGAGCKUUAGCCGAAGGUUUCCAGGAGAGGCUCAAGGAGUUCCAGAGUUUCGAGAGAAUAUUUGAGGAGUGUAUCUCGCAGUCAGCAGUGAAAACAAAGUUUGAGCAGCACACUAUCAGGGCCAAGCAGAUCACUGAAACGGUCAAAGCCAUCAUGGACGCCAUCAACAUCAAGGCAGCAGAGAAGAGAGUGGCCUCAUUGGAGGACCGUGAGUACCAGRUGGACCGUUUGGCGUUUGUGACGAACCAGCUCCAGCUGCUCAUAGAAGACAUCAAGAAGAAGAUCAAGGCUGUCACAGUGGAGGUGGAGAGCAAGGUGUCCAGUGCCAUGGGCGAAGAGAUCUGUCGUCUCAACGUGCUCAUCGAGGAGUUCCACUCGGACUUCCACCCCUCGCCCCACAUCCUCAAGCGUUACAAAUCAGAGCUGCUGAGCCACAUCGAGCAGGGCAUGGGUAAGAACCUGGCCUUCCGCUGCUCCAACGCUGUCAACGCCUCCGUGCAGUCCUCCCAGAGAGACAUGAUCGAGAGUCUGCAGCCUCUGCUGCCCCCUGCUGUUCAGAUACAGAUGCUGGUGCCCUGUCACAAGUUUGACCUGAGCUACGACCUGAACUGUGCCACGCUCUGCUCGGACUUCCAGGAAAACAUAGAGUUCCAGUUCUCRAUGGGUUGGACGGCGCUGGUCAACCGCUUCCUGGGGCCCACCAACGCCAAUCGGGCCCUCAUGCUGGUCGACAAGAACUUCCCGAUGACGCGCUCCCUGUCCACCACACCCUCCAGCGGACCCUCCAGUGUUGCCGUUGCCCAGCCCCAGGACGCCACGCUCUCCCAGGAGGACCUGAUGAUGUCCAUGGCCACSAACGUGGCCUCCCUCGCCUCCCGCACGUCCAUGAGUAUGGUCAUCGUCGGAGGAGUGGUGUGGCGGACGGUGGGCUGGCGGCUCAUAGCCCUGUCGGCCUCCAUGUACGGCCUGCUCUACCUGUGGGAGAAGCUCACGUGGACCACCAARGCCAAGGAGCGUGCCCUGAAGCGCCAGUUUGUGGACUACGCCACAGAGAAGCUGCAGCUGAUUGUCAGCUUCACCAGUGCCAACUGCAGCCACCAGGUCCAGCAGGAGAUGGCCACGACCUUUGCUCGGCUGUGUCAGCAGGUUGACCUGACAAAGAGGGAGCAGGAGGGAGAAAUCAGCCGACUGACCGCCAAGGUCCAGACUCUGGAGACCGUCCAGUGCCGCUCCAAGAUCCUCCGGCACAAAGCCACAGAGUUGGAGAGGCAGUUGGAGACUUUUACAGACCAAUAUCUGAAUCCCCAUCAUUGAUGGACUGGUCCUCUUCACUGGAGCUUGUCUUGGCAUUGACUCGCCAUGCCUGGACUCCCCUCCCCCUCAAUAGUAUUCCUCCUGGAAUUUCCACACCUCAAAACAGAUGUUUCUCUAAGAGAUUUGUGGAAGUGUCCAGUCCUCCACACACAUUGAAGGAUUUUGCAGAGAACAAACUGCCUGUUUGUUGAACUAACACAACUGCCUGUAUUAAACUCAAACUGAAUCAGU
Molecule: messenger RNA, 2653 nt
Organism: Salvelinus sp. IW2-2015
Lineage: Eukaryota; Metazoa; Chordata; Actinopteri; Salmoniformes; Salmonidae
Product: mitofusin-1
Biological process (GO): mitochondrion localization; mitochondrial fusion
Cellular component (GO): mitochondrial outer membrane
Molecular function (GO): GTPase activity; GTP binding
Source: RefSeq, a predicted model, not a curated record